AUGGCGUCCAAGAAACAGAUCAUUCCGAUACUUCUUUUGUCGGCAAUUCAGGCCUCUGCAGUACCGGCCCCGCAAGCGAGUUCUACUGCUCAGCCAACAUCAUUCACGGCUAAUCCCAAUGUUGGCCCUGGAGGAACUAGCUACAAGGACUCCGACCAUUUUCGGCUCUACUCGUCGGGUCAGGGCAAUGCCGACGCGGUUUUAACUAUGCUUGAAGCCGCCUAUAGCUGCUAUGUCGGUGACCUUGGGUGGACCACUUCAGGAAUCCCAUAUAACGCGGACCCCAACACCGUGACGACACUGUGGAAGGAAAAUGUCUACGAGGUAAAUGAUCUGGGCGGUGCCGCAGGCGUGCAAAAGUCGGACCCCAACACCGGUCUCAGCUGGCUGGAGGUGAUUCCGUCUUCGCUCGCGGAUCCGAGAGUCACCGUCCAUGAGUAUGGUCAUGCCCUCACCUAUCACAGUCGGAACUGGGUAGACCAGACCGCGACAGGUGCAUGGUGGGAAACGGUCGCCAACUGGGUGGCCGAUACAUUUAACACCUCUCCACUAUGUGCUCAGGCAAGGUCCAACCACAACCAACCGACGGGUGAGAGCAUGAUCGAGCUCAACAAAGUGAUCGGAGACUCCUUUCAGGUCAUUGUGGAUGGCUCGACGGGGAGUGGCAACUACUACCAGGCGUGGCCAUUUUUGACUUAUUUGACCAACAACCCGGACAACUAUGCGGGUUUGGGCAGCGAUGUUGUUCGCCAGCUGUUCGAACAAUAUGCGAAGGGCAGCAAUGAAACUCCUCUCCAUACCCUUGCGCGCGUUUCGACGGCCGCAUCCGCCCAGGAAAUCGUCGGUCGCUACUGGGCUCGCAUGGCCUACGUGGAUAUCGGCCACACAAUUGCUCAGAAAGCAUUCCUCAACCAGAGGAGCGGCCUCAACUAUGCGAAUGUCGAUUCCCAAGGCGACGGUGCCUAUGUGGUCAAGUCUUCUCGCAAGCCACAGUACAUGGGUGCCAACAUCAUUCCCCUCAGCAAUACUGGAACUGGCCAUGUUCAAGUUAGCAUUGCUACCGACGGGGUAUUCUCUGCAACGCUUGCUAUCCGCAACACCAACACGGGCACUGUUCGGUAUGUCUCGCUCGAGAAUGGGUCAGGCUCGGCUACCCUGACGAGCAAUGAAGAGGCCAGUGUCGUGAUUGCCAAUACCCCCAACACACUCUACCAGUAUGAUGCAUUCAAGCUCACUGAGGAGGUUCAGCAAGGGCUGGACUAUACCAUCCAGAUCUCCGGAGCUACUGUGCAAGGCACUUCAGAAUCCUCAUCCACAACAGGGUCAACAGGAUACCAAGGCUUACCUUCCUUCUUUGGUUAAUCAUAUUUGUACUU
Molecule: messenger RNA, 1376 nt
Organism: Aspergillus pseudotamarii
Lineage: Eukaryota; Fungi; Ascomycota; Eurotiomycetes; Eurotiales; Aspergillaceae
Exons: 1
Coding region: 1-1362 (453 amino acids)
Source: RefSeq, a predicted model, not a curated record